Molecule: messenger RNA, 2700 nt
Organism: Vicia faba (fava bean)
Lineage: Eukaryota; Viridiplantae; Streptophyta; Magnoliopsida; Fabales; Fabaceae
Source: the annotation of a GenBank genome assembly
AUGGCUGAUUCUUCUACCUUGCGUUUGGUUCGUUGCCCCAAAUGUGAAAAUCUACUUCCUGAACUGGCUGAUUAUUCUGUUUAUCAAUGUGGUGGUUGCGGUGCUGUUCUUCGAGCGAAACAGAAAGGUUAUGUGAGUGGUAGUUUGUCUGAUGAGGGAAAAGUUGGAGAGGGUUCUGGAAAAUUAGAGAAAGGGUUAGUUGAUUCUAGUAAUGAUUCAAAUGUUGUUGAUGUUAAAUCUAGUAAUGGUGUCUCUAGGUUUGAUAAUCAUAGGGAUAAGGACGAGGGAGUUCGAAAUCCGAGUGAAUUGGAUGAGAAAGGGGUUUUGGAGAAUGGUGUUGAUGUUAUAAGAGAGAAUGGUGGUGAAGUGAGUAAAGAAAUGGAAAGAAAACAGGAGGAACUCAAGUCUCGAAUCGGUAAUGAAAAUGGGUUUGAUCUCACUGGUAGAAAUUCUAAUUUGCGAAAUGGGGAGAGAACUGAGAUGGAGGGGUUUCGGAGAAAGUUACAAGGUGAAAUGGAAAAUGUGAGAUUUGCUAGUUCUAGUUAUCCUGAUGAAGGACCUUCAAAUGGAUAUUCUGGUUUUUCUAGUGGUUAUAAAGAAUCAUGGAGGGGUCAUAAAGCAAAAGAUGGUGCAGAUAGGGUUCAGCACCUUGAGCAAGAUCGAGCCGAGCUUUUAAGGAAGCUCGAUGAGCUAAAACUCCAGCUCAGUAAGUCUUCUGCUGAAGUGGUUAACAAUCAGAAGGAAAAGGCUCUUCUUGAUGAAAGGAUGAUUCCUCCGGAUCCUCAUCAUCAAUUUGGUGGCUCGGAUCCUUGGUUUCCGGAUGGAUCGUCGGGAUUAAACCGGACUUCAAGGCAAUUUUUUGGACCUGAUAAACAUGUGGCAGGUCCCCCUCACCGUGAUUAUCAUCAUGAUCCGUAUCCUUAUAUAGGCGGUCAUGAAACGGCUAUGCCUAAUUUCCAUCCUUCGAUGCAUAAUCCAAAUCAAUAUGGGGACCCUUUUGCGUCUCAAAUGCUGAGGAGAGGUCCACAUCAAUUCUCGCAGCAAUCAUUGCAUCCCUACCUUCCUGGAUGGUAUGUUGAUCCUAAUCCAGAUUCAUAUGAAAUGUAUGCGCAUAAUAGUAAUAAUGCAAUGCUUCACCCACUUUCUUGCUCUUGUUUCCAUUGCUAUGACAAUAAACAAAGAGGUUCAGUGCCGGGGCCGCCUGCUCCAUUCGUUAACAGCAGGUUUCCUGAUGCCCCAAAUGAUCGUAUGUUAUAUCAUCAUCAUGAGAUCCCUGGGACAUUUGGAUCACAUGCUCAUAAUUCUAGAGCUUCAAUUCCCACAGCGCGUUUUGGUGAAAAUCAGUUACAUACGAGAUGGCCUAGUGACUUCAAUGCUGAGUUUGGUGGUGGUGUUCGAAACCGUUCUCGUAAGGUAAUGCUAGCUAGUAGCAGCCGACGUUGCCGUCCUGUGGCCGGUGGUUCACCUUUUAUCACAUGCCAUAACUGCUUCGAGUUACUGCAACUGCCUAAAAAAGCACUUGUUCUUGUGAGAAAUCAUCAGCAGAAAGUGCGAUGUGGAGCUUGUUCUUCCGAAAUCAGCAUUUCUGUCAUCAAUAAAAAACUGGUUAUAUCUCCUCAUUCAGAAAUGAAUGGAGCUCCCUCAAGGAUUGAUGAUAGGUAUAACGAGGUUCUGAAUGGCCGUGUGUCACAUGCCCGUGGUCUUGCAAACAGGAGCCGUGCCAACUUCUCAUCUGAUGAUUAUUCUGGUUAUGAUUUUCUCUCGGUAGAUAGAGAAACCCUUUCAGCAGUUGCUUUAAACUCUAACAAGUCGCAGGAGAUGCCGAGUUUUCAUACCUCAGCUUCUAGUACAUCUGAAGAUGAAAAUAGUUCAGAAGCAAUGACUGCUUCAAGGGAGGCUGUGAAGUCUAUUCUCCGGCCUACGGCAGACUCUCUAUCUCCUCCUUUUGGGUCACCUCCACAGGAGUAUAUUGAUCACUCUAAUAAUAACCGCACUGUUAAUCGGUUUGGAAAAGGAAACCGAAGUAGUCGGUCAGAGCAAGACAAGGCAAAGUUGGAAAAGAUUACAUCGCGUCAAAAUUCUUUGAAAGAAACAGCGGUUGCAACUGAAAUGGAUGUCCUUGAUUAUUCCAACACUGGAGUCUCCCAGGAUUCCAGAGAUGCUAGCCGAGAACACGAUCAUCCUAGAUCUAACAGAGGGGGUGAAUCAUUCUUUGCAAACAUAAUCAAGAAAAGCUUCCGAUCUAGUCAAACAGAUGAUCGUGGAAAAAUUAAUGUUACUGUGAACGGAAAGCCCUUGUCAGAUCGUGUGGUUAAGAAGGCUGAAAAGCUUGCAGGACCAAUCCAGCCUGGAAAUUAUUGGUAUGAUAUUCGGGCUGGAUUUUGGGGCAUCAUCGGCGGGCCUUGUCUUGGAAUAAUUCCACCAUUUAUAGAAGAGUUCAAUCAUCCCUUGCCAGAAAAAUGCUCCGGUGGGAAUACCGGUGUUUUUGUAAAUGGUAGGGAACUUCAUCAGAAAGAUUUGGAUUUGCUUUCUGGAAGAGGUCUUCCACCUGAUGGAGAUAGAUCGUAUAUCAUCGAAAUUUCUGGGAGAGUCCUCAAUGAAGACACAGGAGAAGAGCUGGACUGCCUUGGCAAACUCGCACCAACAGUGGAGAAAGUGAAACAUGGAUUCGGUAUGAAAGCACCUCGAGCAGCUCAAUAA